This is a messenger RNA of Parastagonospora nodorum SN15, 381 nucleotides long. RefSeq lists its product as hypothetical. NCBI's taxonomy places the organism in Eukaryota, Fungi, Ascomycota, Dothideomycetes, Pleosporales, Phaeosphaeriaceae. The record is from RefSeq and is a predicted model, not a curated record. The transcript is spliced from 2 exons. The coding region runs from base 1 to 381 and encodes 126 amino acids.
AUGAUCUUGAUCAGCCAUCGGGCGUUCAACCAAACCCUUACAGCUCACUUCCUUGAAAGUCAUCGGUGGGCAUGCUGCACAGUUGCCUCCACCCAACAAGAUCUCGAGCGCGUGCGCAAUAUCAUCUACCUUUUGGCGUCGACAGCCGAGUCUCAUCCCAAGCCACAAGCCAAACCCCAUGAACUCCGAACCGUUCCUUACUUCUCUGCUUCCAGUGGCUUGCACGCCAUUUGCUGGGACGCGCACCCUACUGGAAGCGGCACUGAAAGCCUGAAAUCGACCCACAUGAUUGACAUGCGGCUCUGCGUCGACCAGGUUCUGAAACGGCUUACCGAGGGUGCGGGCAAAAUGAGGAAAAAGCAACGUGACGCACAUCGGUAG